Rangifer tarandus platyrhynchus (Svalbard reindeer) is the source of this 1215-nucleotide messenger RNA. Lineage: Eukaryota; Metazoa; Chordata; Mammalia; Artiodactyla; Cervidae. The record is from the annotation of a GenBank genome assembly.
AUGGAGCGGGUGGGCGGCGGUGGCGAUUGCUGCGGCUCCUCCUCCGCAGAUCCGCGGAGCACCUUCGUGCUGAGUAACCUAGCGGAGGUGGUGGAGCGUGUCUUCACCUUCCUGCCCGCUAAGGCGUUGCUGCGGGUGGCCCGCGUGUGCCGCUUAUGGAGGGAGUGUGUGCGCAGAGUGUUGCGGACCCAUCGGAAUGUGACCUGGAUCUCCGCGCUCUCGGCGGAUCCCUGCCAUCUGGCGCAGCAUUGCCUGGUCCGCGUGGUAGCCGAAGAGCUUGAGAAUGUCCAUAUAUUACCACAGACAGUUCUUUACAUGGCUGAUUCAGAAAAUUUCAUUAAUCUGGAGGAGUGUCGUGGCCAUAAGAGAGCCAGGAAAAGAACUACUAUGGAAGCAGCAUUUGCCCUUGAGAAGCUCUUCCCAAAACAAUGCCAAGUCCUUGGGAUUGUGACCCCAGGAAUUGUAGUGACACCAAUAGGAUCACGGAGCAAUCGACCUCAGGAAAUAGAAAUUGGAGAAUCUGGUUUUGCUCUAUUAUUUCCUCAAAUUGAAGGAAUAAAAAUAAAGCCCUUUCAUUUUAUUAAGGAUCCAAAGAAAUUAACAUUAGAAAGGCAUCAACUCACUGAAGUAGGUCUUUUAGAUAACCCUGAGCUUCGUGUGGUCCUUGUAUUUGGCUAUAACUGCUGUAAGGUAGGAGCCAGUAAUUAUCUGCAGCGAGUCGUCAGCACUUUCAGUGAUAUGAAUGUCAUCUUGGCUGGAGGCCAGAUAGACAACCUGGCAUCGCUGACUUCUGAAAAGAGCCCCCUGGACAUUGAUGCCACUGGUGUGGUCGGACUGUCAUUUAGCGGACACCAGGUCCAGGGUGCCACAGUGCUUCUCAACGAGGAUGUCAAUGACGAGAAGACUGUGGACGCUGCAAUGCAGCGCCUCAAGGCAGCGAACAUUCCAGAGCAGAACACCAUUGGUUUCAUGUUUGCAUGUGUCGGCAGGGGCUCUCAGUAUUACAGAGCCAAGAAGAAUGUGGAGGCUGAUGCAUUUAGAAAGUUUUUUCCUAGUGUUCCUUUAUUUGGCUUCUUUGGAAAUGGAGAAAUUGGAUGUGAUCGCAUAGUCACUGGGAACUUUAUAUUGAAGAAAUGUAAUGAGUUUAACUAUAAUGAUCUAUUUCACAGCUAUACAACAAUAAUGGCACUGAUUCAUCUUGGGUCAUCUAAAUAA